GGCGCGGGAGUGAAUUCAGACUGCCCCUUUCGAAAGCGUGAACACUGCGUCGUAGGUAAGGUAUCGUAACCCCAGUCAAGAUAGUCCUCAAUCUCAACAAUGGGCUCCAAAAUUCCGAUUGUCAAGAAGCGCACGAAGCCAUUCAUUCGGCAUCAGUCGGACCGUUACGCCUCUGUAAAGCCAGCAUGGCGAAAACCCAAAGGUAUCGACAAUCGAGUUCGACGACGUUUUAAAGGUCAACUUCCUAUGCCCUCAAUCGGUUAUGGAUCAAACAAGAAGACCCGUCACCUGAUGCCUAACGGUUACCGAAAAUUUGUGGUCAACAACGCUGAUGAACUCGACCUCCUAUUGAUGCACAACAAGAAAUAUGCUGCCGAGAUCGCCCACACUGUUUCAGCCCGAAAGCGUGUUUUGAUUGUUGAAAAGGCAAAGAUUUUAGGUCUCAAAGUUACCAAUGGUGCUGCUAAACUCAGGUCCGAGGAAUAAAUUUGUCAAUGUCACUCUUAUGCUUUUCAAUGGCCUCAGUAACUCUUCACUUCCUACAAGAAUCGUCAACCAAACUCGACCUUGUGUUCAAUAUGUUCCUGUCAACUUUCUAUGGCGUCCGUCACCUCUGUAAUCAUGCCCGUGCCUUCUGA
This is a messenger RNA of Melampsora larici-populina 98AG31, 638 nucleotides long. RefSeq lists its product as uncharacterized. Gene Ontology annotation, molecular function: structural constituent of ribosome. Bases 100 to 486 code for a protein of 128 amino acids. The transcript is spliced from 3 exons. Gene Ontology annotation, cellular component: cytosolic large ribosomal subunit; ribosome. The record is from RefSeq and is a predicted model, not a curated record. NCBI's taxonomy places the organism in Eukaryota, Fungi, Basidiomycota, Pucciniomycetes, Pucciniales, Melampsoraceae. Gene Ontology annotation, biological process: translation.